UUUACAACUGGAUGCAUACUCAGAGACAUUCAACGACAAGUUCAAGGUCACACUGCUGAUAAAUGAGAGUAAGGAUUCAAACCCAGGUUAUUUGGCCAUCCCUGAGGCAUUGAAAAGGGUUUUAUGGUCCUUAUCCCAGCUUCAUCUGAGGAAUGAGCAGGAAGACAUGCAUAUGAUUAUUCCAGAUACUAAAAGUUAAUGUUCAACCCUAGGAAGUGGCUCUCCCCUUAUAGCAGGAGUUUCCUGCUGUGACCACUGAAACCAGAUCAGGGAGCUCAGGGGCUAGGCAUUUACAGUUGUCUGUGUUACAGGUCAUUAAAUGCUCCUGACUUCUCAAAAAGCUGAUAGUUUUCCUCUUGGGAGGAGCUGAUUGUACUCUUCAGGACUUUCAGCACUGCUGGUGCCCUGCCCAUUGGGAAACGCCUCUCCCUGUCACUCUCUAUAAAUGCCGUAGUGGUCCUGAGGGAAGCCUUCUGCAGCACAGCUCCAGCUGAAGACUUGAGACUCCAGUCACCUCACCAUGAGGCUUCUAAUACUUUCCAGCCUGUUCUGUAUCCUGCUUCUCUGUUUCUCCAUCUUCUCCUCAGAAGGGAAAAGGCAUCCUGCCAAGUCCUGGAAACUCUGCUGCCACAGAGUUCCUGCUCUCAACCUGACAACCCAGAAAGGAAACCGCAUGAGGCUCUGCAGAGUGUGCAAGCUCAAGCCAAUGUCACAGUCUUGGGUGGUGCCUGGGGCUCUCCCGCAGGUGUAGUGCUCCCAGAGCCAGGCUCCAUACAGCUGAGAUUCUUGUUCUCAGCACCAGAAACACCAGAACCCUUGGUCUGCCCCUCUUAGCAAGUGAGCAAUGAUGUUGGAGAAGGUCAUCUAAGGCAUCAAGGGCCCUGGGGAAGGUUCUGGAACUCCAGGUCCUGGUCCCAAUCCUGCCACAGUCUGAAGAGCUAUUGUGAGCCAGGCCCAACCCCCAUGACUUCAACCCCAGGAGGUCCCUUUAGUGCAGAUAGUUGAGGAUUUCACCAUGACCUGUGGCACCUAGGGUUCCAGAAGCUUCUAAGUCUACUAGAAUUCAGCAUAAUAAGACCGAAGGGUGGUCAAUGAGGACUGCAGAGACUCAGUCAUCCUCAAAUAUACCCCAAUCCUGGCAUUUAGCCACCAGCAUCCAGUGACCCCCGAAGGAACCACUCGCUAACUUUCAGACAUGAUUCUACUGGAAAGAAGACCCAAACUGAUACAAACAAACAAACAGCUAAAAUCCAUGAUG
This is a messenger RNA of Ictidomys tridecemlineatus (thirteen-lined ground squirrel), 1258 nucleotides long. It is a transcript of the gene Gpr15lg, whose product is annotated as G protein-coupled receptor 15 ligand. The record is from RefSeq and is a predicted model, not a curated record. Gene Ontology annotation, molecular function: G protein-coupled receptor binding. Lineage: Eukaryota; Metazoa; Chordata; Mammalia; Rodentia; Sciuridae.